Entamoeba dispar SAW760 is the source of this 1056-nucleotide messenger RNA. RefSeq lists its product as uncharacterized. NCBI's taxonomy places the organism in Eukaryota, Evosea, Mastigamoebida, Endamoebidae. Bases 1 to 1056 code for a protein of 351 amino acids. The transcript is spliced from 2 exons. The record is from RefSeq and is a predicted model, not a curated record.
AUGAAUCAAUAUCAAACUCCACUGAAUUCUCAACAAACAGAAUACCAAAAUAAUAAUAUUACACAACCAAAAAGAAACACACAAUAUCUGAAUGAUUACAGAUUCUUUUCAUUUGAAUUUACAGGGACAGAACAAAGACCUGUAAUGGAAUAUCAAACACCAAAGAAAAUACAACCCUACGUCCCUGUUAAAAUAAACUCAUUUAUUCCAAAAACCAAUACAGAAAAUAAACCAACAAAUAUCGCUCUUCCUGUUCAACAAGUACAACAACCACAAAAACAAACAAUGAAUGAUAUUACUUUUAAUGAUAUUUUUACUGAUAAAAAUGGAGUACCAACAAUGCCAGAAUCAGAUGGUUGUGGGUUAUUUCAACCAGAAACAGAAAGAAAUGUUGAAAAAGAAAUAAAACCGUCCUCACAACCAAAUCAAAAAGAACAAGUUAUUGGUUCUUCAAAUGAAAUAAGUGCAACUGAUGAUUUUCAAAUAGACUCUAUUCCAAUGAAUGAAGGUAAUGAAGAAGAAAUAGCAACUGAAUAUGAUGAUAAAUAUGAAGAAAAAUUAAAAGAAUUUCAAUCUCAAGGUAUAAAUGAACCUAAAGAAGAAAUUAAAUCAGUUAAACAAGAAGAGGUGAGUAAAGAAACUGUUACUCCACCUACAUUACCAAAACCAGAAAAUAUGACACCACUCCAAAGAAAACGAUGGGAAGAAGAAGAAAGAAAAAGAUUAUUUCAAAUAAAUCCAUAUUCACAACAAGGUCUAUCAACAAUACCUCUUAAAGGAAUUAUAAUAAAAGAAAAUUGUGACAUUAAAGUACCAAUUGUUCAUCGACAAGGAACAUAUCAAUUAGUUAACCAACAUCUUUGUAAACUUGGAUAUGAACCACAACAAGCUUCUGACUUAGCAAUGAAAGAAGAAAUAUUCAUAUCAUCAUGUUCAAAUGAUUAUCAUUCAUUUUUAUUGAACAGGCAUCGUAGAUUUAAAAUUUUAGGAAUAGAAGUACCCAAAUCAACAACACCAAAUCAUCAAAUUGCAUCGAAAGUUGUAAAAAAGAAUUAA